Eupeodes corollae is the source of this 2019-nucleotide messenger RNA. RefSeq names its product glutactin-like. The transcript is spliced from 5 exons. Bases 7 to 1953 code for a protein of 648 amino acids. Lineage: Eukaryota; Metazoa; Arthropoda; Insecta; Diptera; Syrphidae. The record is from RefSeq and is a predicted model, not a curated record.
UUCAGAAUGGCGGUGACUUCAUUUGUUAUUUUCUUAGCAAUUUUAUCUACGGGUUUUUCUUUUCGACAACAAGGAAUUCUUAAGAAACUGGAUCAAAAUAUUCAAUUAGAUGGCAGAAAUAAAAAAGAUAAUCGCCAUAUUAUUGUGAACAUACCCGAAGUUGGAAAAGUUCGGGGACGUAUUGACAGUACUCAGUGGAGCAACAAAAUUUUGUACGAGUUUAUCGAUAUAAAAUAUGGUGAAUCACCUUCUGGAGCGCUUAGAUUUAAGCCUUCUGUACCAGCGAAACCUUGGAAAAAUAUACGCAAGGCUUUUACGUCCAGGGGAGGAUGUCCGUCAUUACAAGAUGGAAUGUCACUCAAGUUGGCUGAUGCCAAUAAGGAGCGAGAUCUUGAGGAUUGUCUAUUCCUUUCAGUUAGCACAAAAUCUUUCAAAACUCAAUCCCCUGUGAUGGUCUACAUUCAUGGGGACUUUUUGUACGAAGGAAGCUCCUUAGAGGCUCAACCAGGCUACCUACUCGAAGAAGAUGUCGUCUUAGUAUCAAUUCGUUAUCGUUUGGGACCGUUUGGCUUUCUAUCAACGCUUUCUUCAGAUAUUCCAGGAAAUGCCGGUGUAAGUGAUGUCAUACUUGCUCUUCAAUGGAUUCAAAAGAAUAUCGAAGCAUUCGGAGGUGAUCCAUCUAGAGUGACACUUUUCGGACAAGUUGGUGGAGCUGCUUUAAUAAAUGUCCUCACCAUGAGUCCUUCAGUUCCAAAAGGACUGUUCCACCGAGUCAUAUAUCAAUCUGGUUCUGCUUUAUCACCGGCCUUCAUUACCGACGAUCCAAUGAAUGCCACCAAAGACAUUGCUAGGCAUGGGGGAUGCAAGAAUCUGGAAAAAUUGGAUUCGUUGAAUAGCUGCCUGUUGAAUAUGAAUGUUAGCACGCUUCUUGGGGCAUUUAGAAAACAUGGCAGUUUACAUUCCCAAAUGGGUGUUGAUGGUAGUUUUGGAGGAGUUAAGUUUGUCAUUGGUGGACCAAGUGGUAUUCUUCCAGAACACCCUGGCAAGCUAUUGGCUUCCAAAUCCUACCAACCUUAUCCAACGAUGGGAGGAACUGUGAAGAAUCCUGGGACAUUUAUAUUAAAUGAAAUUUUUUUAAACAACUUUAAUGAAACAAUCCUGGAUGAUGUCUUUGAUGGCUAUGGGUAUAUAGAUUACAUUAUUUCGCAAACUAAUGGUGCCGAUCCAACUUUGGCCUGGAAGAAAUUCGCAGAAACCGAACUCUUCACCACCGAAAAAAUUAAGAACGGCAGCUUCUAUGGCAUGCUUCCUGGGCUGAUUGAUAUGUGCGGAACGAUUGCCUUCAAAAAUCCAGUUCUACUCGCGAUACAGUCAAACGCUCAGCACCUUGCCAACAAUACUUUCCUCUAUAGUUUCGACUACCGAGGAGAAUCCAAUCGCUAUGAGAAUUCGGAAGAUUCUGAAUUUGAUGUAACGCCUUUUGACUUGGGAGUCUCUCUAACCGAUGAGAAUUUGUAUCUCUUCCCAUGGCCAUGGUAUGCUGUGCUUUCGAAUAACCGUGAUAUUAAAAUUGCCAAACGUCUGGUAGCAUUGUGGUCUAGUUUUGCUGCAACUGGCCGGCCGAAGGCCCCUGGCAUACCGGAAUGGCCUCCAAUGACCAAUGAGACAGGACCGUAUUUGAAGAUUGGAGAGGUUGUAACAAUUGGAGAGAAUUUUUUGAAUGAGUACUCGAUAACGGUUAAGGAAACAGAAAUGGGAAAUAAUCUGGUUAACGACGAGUAUUUUGAAAAUUUGGAAGUUAUUGAUAAUGGUGAUGAAGAUGGUAGUGGAAAUGGAGACAACGAUUAUGAUGUCGAAGAGCAAGAAGAUGUCAGUAAAGGGAAACAAAAAAAAAGAAGAAAGAGGACAGACUCCCAGAAUAAAAUCGAAGCUAAUGGUAAUUUAAGUUCUUGAAAUUGUUUUAUAUCCGGCUUUUUAAAGAGAUUUUGUUAGUAAAUAAAACGCAACAAAUUUGAGUUA